CGCCGGGGACCCUGCAUGCCCCCCUCAGCUCCCCGCUGUCUCCUGCAGACGCGGAAGCUGUCAAAGACGGAGCGGCAGCGGGUCAGCGGGGAGGGGGAGAUGCUGAAGGGGCUGCAGCAUCCCAACAUCGUCCGCUUCUAUGACUCUUGGAAGUCGUCCAUCAAAGGCCAAGUCUGCAUCGUGCUGGUGACAGAGCUCAUGACGUCCGGCACCCUGAAAACCUAUCUGAAGCGGUUCAAGGAGAUGAAGCUGAAGGUGCUGCAGCGCUGGAGCCGGCAGAUCCUCAAGGGGCUGCAUUUCCUGCACACCCGCUCGCCCCCCAUCAUCCACCGUGACCUCAAGUGCGACAACAUCUUCAUCACGGGCCCCACCGGCUCGGUCAAGAUUGGGGACCUGGGCCUGGCCACGCUCAAGCGAGCCUCCUUUGCCAAGAGCGUCAUAGGCACCCCCGAAUUCAUGGCACCGGAGAUGUACGAGGAGAAGUACGACGAGGCAGUGGACGUCUACGCCUUUGGGAUGUGCAUGCUGGAGAUGGCCACCUCCGAGUCCUACUCCGAGUGUGGCACAGGAGGGGCUGAUGCCUGUUGUCCCCAGGGCCUGAAGCCCAGCAGCUUCUACAAGGUGAAGGUUCCGGAGCUGAAGGAGAUCAUCGAGGGCUGCAUCCGCAUGGACAAGAAUGAAAGGUACACCAUCCAGGACCUGCUGGAGCACUCCUUCUUCCAGGAGGACACGGGGGUGCAUGUGGAGCUGGCCGAGGAGGACGAUGGCAUCAAGUCUGGGCUGAAGCUCUGGCUGCGCAUGGACGACACGAAGAAGCUGCACGGCAAGUACAAGGACAACAACGCCAUCGAGUUCCUCUUCGAGCUCUACAAGGACGUGGCGGAGGAGGUGGCCCAGGAGAUGGUGGUCCUGGGCUUUGUCUGCGAGGCCGACUACAAGCUGGUGGCCAAGGCGGUGCGGGACCGUGUAGUCGCCAUCAAGCGCAAGCGGGAGAAGCUGAAGCGUGCCCAGGACAUGCCGUUGCCUGUGGAGCCAGAGCAGCCACCGGGUGUCCUGCGGCUGCUGGAGGAGCUCAAGUCCCCGCUGCCACCUGCUGCUCCUGCCGCAGCCACCCCUGGCUCCGGGGACUCCGUCUUCAGCAGCACCUUCCCCCCAGAGCCCGAGGAGCCAGAGGCUGACCAGCACUUCUCCUACCGGCACACCAGUUACUCCUCAGCCACCUCUGACUGUGAGACAGAUGGCUACCUGAGCUCCUCCGGCUUCUUGGACUCCUCGGACCUGGCCCAUCACAGAUUCUCAGCAGGGGACCCUGGGGACAACCCGGAGGAAAUUGCGUCUGUCAUGGUCCACAACGAGUUCAUCCUCAAAUCGGAGCGGGAUGGCUUCAUCCACCGCAUCCGCGACAUCAUCCACCGUGUGGAGACCCUGCUCCGCAAGGAUGGGCGCGGUGCCACCGAGCUGCCCGAGAGCCCCGAGGCUGAGCACGGCGCGGGCAGCCCCCAGGUGGACCUGCAGCUGCAGGAGCUCUCACGCUCCAUCUCCUCCUCCUCUUCACUCAGCGGUACGUCUCUGCCCCUGUGCAGGCCCUUCCUACCCCACUCCCCCUGCUUUGUCCCCCCCCCCCCUGCCAGCAUGGCCAAGCCAGCCCCGGCCUGUGGUGGGACCCUGGAGGCAGGGGGGGCUGAUGUCCCCACUGCUGGGGGGCCUGUGCCAUUCCCUCCCCUAUCACCAGCCCCGCUGUACCCCCCAGGCAGUGAGGCUGCGGGGAGUCCCCUGCCAUCACUGAGCACGUCCACGCAGGGGAGCCUGGAGGGCAGCACGGUGCCACCCGGCUCCCCCAAGCCCAGCCACCCUCUCAUCAUCUCGGAGCUGCCAGCCCCCGGUGUGACCAAGGCCCGGCUCAUGCCCAUCAAUGAAGCAGAAGCCAAGCCCUGGAUCCUGGGCCGGUUCCAGGUGACGCCAAUCAAGGACCUGGCUGUGACCUCCCCAGUGCUGAGCAGCAGCGAGGCCGAGCGGCGCGGUGCAGAGCCGGCAGUGAGCAGCUCCCCGCUGCCCGCAGCCCCUGACACAGGGGACAGCUCAAGCAGUGACUCGCGCUCGGUGCUGGAGAUGGUGGCCCGCAGCUUGUCCUACCUGAGCAGCGACGACACUGAGAGCGAGGACGAGGAGAUCUGGGAGGAGCUGCAGAACCUGCGCCAGAAGCACCUGGCUGAGGUGCAGCUGCUGCAGAGCGCCCAGAAGAAAGAGAUUGAGGAGCUGUACCUGCGGAUGGGGAAGCAGCCACCGCUGGGCAUCGUCUCCCCCGCCGCCAUGCUCUCCAGCCGCCAGCGACGCCUCUCCAAGGGCAGCUUCAACCCCUCCCGCCGCAACAGCCUGCAGCGCCUGGAGCUGGCGCAGCCCCCAGGCAUCAUGCGCCGUAACUCACUGAGCGGCAGCAGCACCGGCUCGCAGGAGCAGCGGCUGAGCAAAGGGGUGACCUUCGCUGACGACUUUGGCCGGAUGCCAGCUGGCCAGGGGUGACUUCAUGAACUACCUCAACCAAGUGCCUGCUGCCCUGGGGCGGGCAAGAGCCCCUGCGCCGCCUGGGAGGACAGCGCCAGCCUUGGGGGCAGCCAGUGCCCACACCCCAGGGAAGCUGGGCCCCCCACCCCUACCUGCC
This is a messenger RNA of Egretta garzetta (little egret), 2659 nucleotides long. It is a transcript of the gene WNK4, whose product is annotated as WNK lysine deficient protein kinase 4. Gene Ontology annotation, molecular function: protein serine/threonine kinase activity; ATP binding; potassium channel inhibitor activity. Lineage: Eukaryota; Metazoa; Chordata; Aves; Pelecaniformes; Ardeidae. The coding region runs from base 16 to 2520 and encodes 834 amino acids. The record is from RefSeq and is a predicted model, not a curated record. Gene Ontology annotation, cellular component: cytoplasm; cytosol. Gene Ontology annotation, biological process: negative regulation of sodium ion transport; positive regulation of potassium ion import across plasma membrane; renal sodium ion absorption. The transcript has 16 exons.